Oryzias latipes (Japanese medaka) is the source of this 2281-nucleotide messenger RNA. RefSeq names its product E3 ubiquitin-protein ligase MARCHF2. Gene Ontology annotation, biological process: protein ubiquitination. NCBI's taxonomy places the organism in Eukaryota, Metazoa, Chordata, Actinopteri, Beloniformes, Adrianichthyidae. Gene Ontology annotation, molecular function: zinc ion binding; ubiquitin-protein transferase activity. The record is from RefSeq and is a predicted model, not a curated record.
ACGUGAUGCAUGUACAGCUGAGGGUUGUAGAGACAGGCUUGCCCGUUGCUAGCCACUUAGCUGCGUUAGCCGCGUUGAGCAAGUUUGGCAGAAAUUUCUUCUAAUAUCAGUCUGUAUUGAUCUUACUUGACGGCAGGCUUUCGAUAAAGACAUGGGGGGGAUACAGGAGUCAUGUCCGCCUCUUGUAUCCUCUCCUAUCUCCAUCUAUUUACCUAGAUGUCAAUGUCAUAAUUUGUAGCUAGGGCUUAGCACAGCUAGCUUGUGCUUGACAAAUACCAGGCCAAGGAAAGAGGGGGGGAAACAGGCAGGCCUCCGGGUGGAGAGGAGGAGACAGGAAGUAGAACAUCUGGUUUGGGAUCAGAACAUCUAUUGGAGACUCUUCACCAUCCUCCUCAUCUCUGUUGACCUCAGAUGAGCCAUGUCUUCUUCAGGGUGCUGCCAGCUACCUGGCUCCCUUUGUGAUUAUUCUGGGAAUGCGGAAUCUGACGCUUCUAAGGAUUCCGAAGAAUCUGACUCUACCACACAAGCCCAGUAUGUUGCCAAGGUUACAGCGAAGGAUGGCCGCCCACUCUCCACGGUUGUCAAAGCAGUCAGCAUGCAGAGCGAUGUGGGAAUGUGCAGGAUUUGUCAUGAAGGAGCUGGAGGGGAGACGCUGCUUUCCCCCUGCGACUGCACUGGUACCCUUGGAAAAGUGCACAAGAGUUGUUUGGAAAAGUGGCUUUCAUCCUCCAACACCAGCUAUUGUGAGCUCUGUCACACAGAAUUCACUAUUGAGCGGAGACCACAACCACUUACACAGUGGCUGAAGGACCCAGGCCCCCGCAGUGAGAAGCGCACGCUGCUGUGCGACAUGGCUUGCUUCCUCCUGAUUACUCCCCUGGCUGCCAUUUCUGGGUGGCUGUGUCUGAGGGGGGCCCAGGAUCACCUGCAGCUGAAGAGCAGACUGGAGGCCGUCGGCCUCAUCGCCCUCACCAUCGCCCUCUUUACCAUCUACAUCCUCUGGACACUGGUGUCAUUUCGAUAUCACUGUCAGUUGUACUCAGAGUGGAGGCGGACCAAUCAGAAAGUGCGCCUGCUCAUGCCUGACAUGAAAGGGAUGCACACCACCCAGCGCUCCGUGCCGACCAAGUCGACCAAAAAGAUGACUGAUGAGACCAUCGUAUGAGUGCAGGGUGGCUGGGAAAAAGGAAUAAUUAAAAAACAACAACAAGAGCCCACCCUGGUACUCUCUAAACACAAAAUAAUCACAAUACUAAACUUUUGCACUUCAUACGGACCAUUCUGAGGAGGAAGAGUCCUUUCCUCGUCUUGUCUUUAUUGGAGCACUUGGAGAAAACACGGUUUUGGCAGACGCUGGUUUCGGGGAAGAACUCAUUCCAGAGCCGUCCGACACGAGAACUGCGCCGUCGGCGGACAGCCAGUGUUCGGACGCCAUUAAGUGGACAUGUGGAUAAUGAACUAAAGUUGGUGUUACAGACUUAUGAAAUAACAAGACACAAGCUAAUGUAGCAGAAUAUAAAUAAUUCAGCAUGCUACUGCAGUAUAAUAUACACUACCUAUUAUCCUGAUACCCCUUCACGAUUUAUCUAGCUGGUUUUAAACAACGGGCAAACAAUAACCCUGCGGCAGAUAGUAACCUUCAGUUCAUGACUGAUAAAGCUUAGAUGUGAAUACUGCUUUUUUUUCUUUGUUUGACAAGUAGAGGGCGACAGUCACUCCUACCUGAGUCCUCGUCUGUAAUCUAAUCUCUUAUUUUCCCGUUAAACAUUUAUGUUGCUGUUGAAGAGUGAAACAUCCAACCGCGGUGCUGUUGAAGUGGCAUGUCUGGAUGGCACUGGUGAAGGGGAUGAAGCACGACGUAAGAAACGACGCUGCGGCAGCGCAGCAAACGUUAGAGGAAGUAUUGGCGUGCUGACAGGAUGGGGUACCUUCUGUUGUCAUAAGAGUAUUAGCAAGCAGCCCUGCUCCACGUGUAAAUGCAUCAUUCAUUAUAGAAAAAAGGCCGGUCUGAUAAUGCCACCAGAUUCCAACAAAAGUGGAGGAUCAGUGUUUUAGAAAAAAAAAGAAAGGGAAAAAAAAAGUAUGCCGGUUUAGAGGAUUUGACCCACAGCAGGCUGGUGCUUGGCAAAAGUGCAAAAGAGAAAUACGUUUCUAAAAAAGAAAAAAAACAUAUGUUGAUGUGUGCAGCGUAAAAACUAAAAGUAUUUUGUGUUUUUGUAGUCUUCCUGCUUCAUCCAUGGAAAGUUGGGUUAUUGUGCAAUAAAACAUGAGGGACUCUGAA